UUUUGACAAAAAGUCAAGUCGGUGCAUGUAUGUCAACAUUUGAGCCGAUUGAACUAUAUGCUAGUUAUUGUGCAUUGAGCGCAAUUUAACCUCGACGUGUCUGCGGGGGUCGGGCUCCGCGCGUCUCAGACGUGUAUUUUUCUCAUCUAUCAACCUUAUAUUCUGUGAUUGUUUCCUGCCAAUUUUGCAUUAUAACCACAAACAUUUAAGUCGUGACGGCAAAUGGUGUCUAUAUGUUGAAGGGGAUAGGAAGUGAGUGAGUAAGUGGGUCAGCAGCUGACCGAGGGGCGGAUACGUUCAUUGUGAGCCUUUAACGCGCGCUUUUUUUUUACGCACAAGCAAGCGCGCAGUACCUUUUAUGCGCUCUGAGCUACAUGCUAACUUAGCCGCGGGUCCACAGGACACGAAUUUCGCUCUGCAGGUAAUCGAUCGGAACUGUCGUCCUUCGCGUCUAUAAGGUGAACAACAUCGUCCUGCUACAUUUUGCCAAACAACUCUGCAAUGGGCAAAAAGUCUCGCGAAGACGACUCCUCCUCAUCGGAUGAAGAAGAGUAUGUUGUGGAGAAGGUGCUGGACAGGAGGGUCGUGAAAGGCAGAGUGGAGUUUUUCCUCAAGUGGAAGGGAUAUUCAGAGAAGCACAACACAUGGGAACCAGAGAAGAACUUGGACUGUCCAGAGCUUAUUUCUGAGUUUAUGAAGACCUACAAAAAAAGUGGGACCUCUACACCGACUAGUGGGGGCAGCAAGCCAAGCACAGCCCCGGCUGGACGUACAAAGGACUCCAGUGGCUCGAAGAAGAGGGGCUCAGAUGAUGACGAGGAAGGUGGAAGCAAACCUAAGAAGAAAAAGGAGGAGGAAAUUCUAGUGGCUCGUGGCUUUGAGAAAGGCCUUGAACCAGAAAAAAUUAUUGGUGCAACUGACUCGUGCGGUGAUUUGAUGUUCUUAAUGAAGUGGAAAGAUUCUGAUGAGGCCGACCUUGUGCUUGCCAAGGACGCCAAUCACAAGUGCCCGCAGAUCGUCAUAGCCUUCUAUGAGGAACGCCUCACCUGGCACGAAGACAGCGACAAGAAGGAGAAGGACGCUGUCAGCGCGUGAGUUGCUCACCUCCAAAAGGAAAGGGCAACUUCCCCGCUACAGGGACAACCUUGAGUCAGACAUUUUUUUUCCUCCCUCACCCAUCCCCUCCUCUGUACAUUGUCCAACAAAGACACCAAUACAGUGGACACAGAUCCUCAGCCAUGACCCACUGGUUCUCAAGGGCCCCCACUGCUGAGGAGGAUCCAUCACGUAUAGGAGAGGCUUUGGCAGAUAUGGGUGAUGAUAUCUUUUGGGAGUGUUUCUACUGUUCUGUCUUUGUAUUCUUGACCUUUUUUUUUCCAAAAUGUUUUAACUCACCCUGUUUUGUAAUCAUGCUUCUUAGAUAUUUUGCAUCCUCAAGCACAUUUGAGUCAACUGCAUUCUUUUGUGGGAAAUGUAAGAAAAAAACAACCAGCCAGCUGGUCAACAGUAAUCUUGUUAAACACACACACAUCAUUCUACUGCAUCAUUUGCGUUUUAAUUCCCCUGUUUUAAAAUCUUAUCACUUGAAACAAAACACACUCAAGAGGUCAUAGGCCAUUUAUAUUAUGUAUAUUAAAGUAGUGACAAUAUCCUUGUUUUUUUUUUUUUUACAUUUUAGACACUGUUGUGUUUUUUAAUUUCUCAAUGCUAUUACAGUACAGUCCAAUUACAAUAAAUUGAGUUUUUGCUCGUAUUGGUUCUCCCCCUCUAAUUAAACAGCAACCUUCUCUUGCUUUAGAUUAGAACCACAAACAUUGGUCACCAGUGCAGUGGUUGAAGUCUGCCAUCUUGUGGCCAAAAAUAUAUAGCUUGACUCAAGGCUUUUUGCUGAUGGCUGGCCUUGCAGUUGUAAUGGUUAUUUUUUAAAUUCUUAAUACUAAUGAUCAGUAAAGUUGUAUUGGGUGCUACAGUAUGUGCACAGGAAGUACUGAGAUAUCACAUUAAUCGUAGGGAUUCAACACCAUUUCUCUGUGCUUCCUGUUUCUAUCUUCAGCAAUUAAGAUGUAUUCUAGAUUGGUGAUAGCUUUGUAAAUUGGCGUCUUGUUUUUACGAAUGUUUUUAAUUUUUGCUUAGAUUACCAUUGAAGCUAUUUUAGCUUUUUUUAAUUUGGCAAUGUGACUUUUAAAGUGAGACUUUUUUUUUCUUUGAUGAUGUUACAAUUAUAUACAUGCUUUAAUAAAUUGUUUGGAUGUUCAAAUUC
Nerophis ophidion (straightnose pipefish) is the source of this 2260-nucleotide messenger RNA. RefSeq names its product chromobox homolog 5 (HP1 alpha homolog, Drosophila) (gene cbx5). Gene Ontology annotation, molecular function: chromatin binding. The transcript is spliced from 5 exons. The coding region runs from base 502 to 1095 and encodes 197 amino acids. Gene Ontology annotation, biological process: chromatin organization; negative regulation of transcription by RNA polymerase II. Lineage: Eukaryota; Metazoa; Chordata; Actinopteri; Syngnathiformes; Syngnathidae. The record is from RefSeq and is a predicted model, not a curated record. Gene Ontology annotation, cellular component: pericentric heterochromatin; nucleus.